AUUGUUCAUCACUUCUGGCCUGUUGGGCCUCUUCUUUCCCUCCCUGAUUGUCCAUUUGCUCAUGGCUUUGUCUCUGACGUCGGAGUGCUGCACAUCAAUGAUCUGGCGCUGUUUGCAUCAUUAUGCAACCACAGGUCAGUGUUUCCGUGCAGACGGACGGCUCUGUAAUCUGUUUGGUAAGCAGCCUGAGGGAUGUCUGAGCUCUCUCACGCUGCAGACAGACAGGCGGUAAAGCGCUGACUUCCCAAUAGACUCUUAAGUGAGUACAGCAUUCAGCCCAGCAUGCGCAGAGACCAUUAACACCAGGAUUCAUUUUACUUCAACGCAUGUGUAUUUCUCCUUUGUCACCCCCAGGGGGCGUGCUUUUUACCCAGGAGAGGGGGUGCGCUCUUGCCCAGGAGGAGAUCGCUCCUGCUGCGGCUCAUUUCUCUCCAGAGAGCGAGUGGAGGCGGACGCACCGGUUCACCUGCUGCUGAAAAGCCUUCAACAUGUUCUGCAGACGGGCGUGGCAGACAGUGGGGCCGUUGGCUCGGUGGCUCCUCAAGCCCAUCUCCAGGAGCACUGCUCCGGUGCGACACAUGGCCUUUGGCGUUCCAGGAGGCUCCAGCAACAUGGCGUACGUCGUUUUGUGUGGGGGAGGCCUCACUGCUGCAGUUGUCUAUGCCUAUAAAACGGUCAAUGGCGAUACGGAGCGUUACGAGGACAGACUGGCCAACGUGAGCACCAAGGAGAAAGCUGAAGUGACGUCAGAAGCUGUGUCUCCUGCAGUGGAGACCACCGCAGCAGAGGAGGAACCGGCUCCAGCUCCCGUGGCUGAGAUGACGGCCGAACCUGUCCCCGCUUCCCCAGAACCGGUGGCCGAGACGUCGGCCGAACCGACCGCCGACGCCGCCUCGGAGGAACCAGAGGCGGAUGUUGCAGAGGCUUCGGCUGAGCCGGCGGCUGCAGGGGGAGCUGCUUCUGUCGCGGAGGAAGAGGCGGCUCCUGAGGCAGCGCCUGAAGACGAACCUGUGAAAGUUGCGGAGGACACAGCAGCAGCAGAAAGCGCCGCUGUGAAGGCCUUGGCCAGCUCCACCUUAGAGAUCAUCAACGUCUUUGUGGGAGAAGAGAACCUGGUGAAAUCUCUGCAAAUGGGAGCUGGUGGAAACGAGCUGAACUCCCUGAAGGAGGCUCUCGAACCAGAAACUCUAGCGGCGCUUUCGGAAAGGACCACAGUGGAAACGUCUGCAGAGGCAUUUGUUGGUGGAGAGGAAGGGAUGUCGUCGACGCAUGGUCUAACCAUCGAAGAAUUAUGUGCAGAGCAGAGUCCAGCACCUGCUGCAGAGCAGGAGCAGGAGGAAAGAGCCGCUUCACUUCCUGAGGAAAUCCCUGAGGCUGAAGAGAACACUGUGACGCUUGGUUCUGCUCCAGAGGAAGCCGUCUCCUCAUCAGAGGCCUCCGCUGAAGAUUCUGCCACCUCUGAUGAGACCUCCCUUGCUGAGGAGGUCGUUGUCCCAGCAGAGGCAACACCAGAGGAGGAGACCACAUCUGAGCAGAUCACACUUGAGAGAAUUGGUGAGACAACCCAGCUGGCAGCCGCCUCCACCGAGCAAAACCGAGAAGUUCUUUCAGCCACCGAGCCAGAACCUCCUUCAUCUGUGGGUGCGGUGGACGAGGAGGAACCCUGCCACAACUGCCACACGUCACCAUCAUCAAGCAUGGAGGCAGCACCACCUGCUGCUCUGGGAGAGGAUCCGGCCGAUACGGAUGUCACGCAAGAAGCAAAGGAGACCUCAACGUUGACAAAGCACACCAUGGAGAAUGGAGUGAUGGUGACAGCCCAGUCGUAACAGAAAGCGUGCCUUCCACUAUCAAGCCUGGGGGGCAGAAGACAGGAACAAGUCAAGAAGGAGAGAUCACUGUGGGUGUCCUCAUCAGCGGGUGUUAUUGUAGCGCAUGUCCACUAGGUGUCAGUAUUGCAACAUGUUUCGGGACAUUGAAGUUUAAAAUGUUUUUUUUUUUUGUUCUUAAGGAGCGAAAGUCUGUAAUGAAGUGAUAAGUAGCAGUCUGAUAUCUAUAAUAGUUAGCUUCUCAUCUAAGCUGAUAUACCAGACUACAGAUUUGUGUUGUUAUUGCAGACACAACCAACAAUGUUCAGGGAUUUAAGAGCACAGCAGCUUUACUAUUAGGAGGUGAUGUGCUGUUAGAGAAAAGACUACGAGUGCAUAGACUAUUACUCUUUAAGGUAUCGGCUAAAAUGGCCAUCUUCUAAUGCACAUUUCCUUUUUGACUUUUAUUGUUUCUGUCCACUCAUUGCCGAGUGCAUAAAAAACAAAUAAA
This is a messenger RNA of Fundulus heteroclitus (mummichog), 2319 nucleotides long. It is a transcript of the gene mgarpb, whose product is annotated as mitochondria-localized glutamic acid-rich protein. Gene Ontology annotation, biological process: anterograde axonal transport. NCBI's taxonomy places the organism in Eukaryota, Metazoa, Chordata, Actinopteri, Cyprinodontiformes, Fundulidae. Gene Ontology annotation, cellular component: mitochondrion. The coding region runs from base 489 to 1829 and encodes 446 amino acids. The record is from RefSeq and is a predicted model, not a curated record. The transcript has 6 exons.